Messenger RNA from Lemur catta (Ring-tailed lemur), 5026 nucleotides. It is a transcript of the gene SFSWAP, whose product is annotated as splicing factor SWAP. The transcript is spliced from 17 exons. NCBI's taxonomy places the organism in Eukaryota, Metazoa, Chordata, Mammalia, Primates, Lemuridae. Gene Ontology annotation, biological process: mRNA 5'-splice site recognition; RNA processing. The record is from RefSeq and is a predicted model, not a curated record. Gene Ontology annotation, molecular function: RNA binding. Bases 2317 to 4806 code for a protein of 829 amino acids.
GCCCGCUGCUCGGCGUGCCGGGAGGGCGGCCCGGGACGCGCGCUUUUGUUCUUCUGAAACGCCGACACUGAGGCCGUGAUUAGGAGCCUCUUUGGACCCUGUGAGUUAGCCUGAACCUUUCAUGCCCCAGCGGCCUCGGUGGAGCGCCCGUACUUGGCUGGUGACAUUUGACUCCCCCCAGCGGCCCCCUCCCCGGUGAUAAUUCGACGAGUUUGACAGGUUGAGGUAGUGGGUUAAGUUGCCCAUCGGUUGGAGCUCAGUUGACUUCGUGAGGACGCUGGCCCUGCUCUUAGAGGUGGUGCUGUUAGGGCCGGUUUCACUCUCUCUUAAAACUGCUGGGGGGAGCCGGGCGCAGAUGUGUUGUUUCUGUUCAAAUCGAACCGGCUUUAGGUGAUCACCCUGGAAGAUGUUUGGCGGCCGUGGCAGAGGGGGCCUGGGAUCAGGGAUUUCUAAAGGUGUUUGAUUUGAGAAGGAUGACAUUACAUGAUGUAGGUUGUUUGCUCUCCCCCCCCCUUUUUCAUUCCCCCUUUCCUUACCCUCCUACCUGCAUUUUGAGGGCGGGGUGGGGUUUUUUUGUUUUGUUUUUUGCCAGUUUGGCAACACUACUACUUCUGGGGCCCGGACUGAAAAGCUGACCGUGACCAACCAUUAAACUGUGGAAUAGUCUCUCCAAGUGAAUGAAGCCCAUCGACUGAGAGACCAUUAAAACUGGAUUCUGCAAAGCCCUGGAACAUGACUGUAGGGAUGACCCCUGAGCUGGCCAGAAUGGACACGUUAAUGACCAAAUAGAGGCCUUUUUCCAUCCCUGACGUUUCCGUCUGGAGUUAGAUCUAGAAAACAAGGAGUCGUGCAGGGAGGGUUCCCAGGGCAGAUCAGGGCCCGAUCUGAUGGCUCCGUGCUUUGCUCAAACGUGAUGUGCCUUUAAACCGUGGUUUAUAUCGAAUGUCCCCUGAGUUAAUCAGGCUUGCUUUUCCAAAGUGUUACUUGUGACCUUUAUUAUUAAAGUUUGAUAAGCGAUGAAGUCUGAGCUCUUUAUACAGUUUUCCGUAUCAUUCUGUACAUGGUUUGAGUUAGGUCUUCCAGAGCUGGUGGGGAGCAAACGCUACACAUGGACAUGUGUAAUGUUUUAAAAUAAUCUACAUUUGUAAGUUAAGGAGGUUUACAUCAAAGUAAAAUUAAUUUUGAAGUUCCAUAAAAUGCAGUGACUUGGCUAUGCUGGAAUUUUUGGCCUUUUCCCUGUAAAUUUUUUUUUUACAUUAACAUUUUUGGUCCCCAUUACAAAAGUCAGCAUUAGAAAAUUAGGCAGACUUUUGUUUGUCUCCAUUUGUUUUUGAAACCCUAAAUCUGAGUGUUUUAAGUAAAAUUCACCAACUCACUUAUUAUGCGACAGUUACACAUUCACAGCAUCUUCAUUGAAUCUUUUAUGUUCAAAGCAUAGCAGGAAGUGCUCACAUUCUUAAUUUGGCUAAAGCACCUCUUGGUCCCUGUAAGAAAAACAAGGAUGUGUCUUCAUGUAUGUCAUUUCCUGGAGGUAUAAAGUUCAGAAGGAAAUACCGAUUCUGCAUCUACUAAUAGUUUUGCUCUGUUUCCAGUGAACCUCCUUAAACUGCACGUAUAUGUCACUGUUCCUAUGUAUGUGUGUCUCUCUAUCACAUAACCCAGCACUUAUUUCCUCAGCCUAGUGGCUAGGGGGCGAGCCUAGCCACGAUUUUACCUCCCAUGGACGCAAGUCUCUUGGUGAAGAUCUCUCCUGAGAGUUCGGGACUAGCAGAAAGAAGCGAGGAAAUUUCGACCGUUUGGUUCUUACGGAUAGGUAUUUAUGUAUUCGGUUUGUGUGAAUGUAAGCUAUGAUAUUUGACUUCUCAGAAAAAAAGAUUUUUUUUUGCAAGUGGCACUGAAUGGUUGACCAAACCAUCAUGGUAAGAGCUGCCAGUGAAAUGGAUAACAUUUAUGCUAAUAAAGGAUUGUUUGCCUUUAAUUAUAAGUUUUAUCAUACUGUAGAGAGGAAUUUUGACUUUGUUAAGAUAAUUUGAGUUUAAAAGUAGGUGAGAUAUGACUAGCAAAAUUAAAUAUAAAUCUCAGAAGAGUUUUUAUGUUUGUUUUAAUAUUUUUCUUUAUUUUAAUUGGUAAGUAUAUAUAGAUAUAUAUAAAAUAUCACACACACGCCAAUCUAGACAUUAAUUUCUUUUUAUUGACCAGCUUGUUCACAUUACAGAUAUGAUGGGCGUGGUCACCUGCAUGACCUUUCUGAGUAUGAUGCUGAGUACUCCACGUGGAACAGAGACUACCAGCUGUCUGAAGAGGAGGCACGAAUAGAUGCCCUGUGUGAUGAAGAGAGAGGAAGAAUACAAGCGGUUGAGUGAAGCCCUGGCAGAGGAUGGGAGCUACAAUGCCGUGGGGUUCACGUACGGGAGUGAUUAUUAUGACCCGUCAGAGCCAACGGAGGAGGAGGAGCCUUCCAGACAGCGCGAAAAAAAUGAGGCUGAAAAUUUAGAGGAAAAUGAAGAACCCUUCAUUGCCCCUUUAGGAUUGAAUGUCCCGUCUGACGUGGAGCUGCCACCAACAGCCAAGAUGCACGCCAUCAUCGAGCGCACGGCCAACUUCGUGUGCAAGCAGGGGGCCCAGUUUGAGAUCAUGCUGAAGGCCAAGCAGGCCCGGAACUCGCAGUUCGACUUCCUGCGCUUCGACCACUACCUCAACCCCUACUACAAGUUCAUCCAGAAAGCCAUGAAGGAGGGGCGGUACACGGCACUGGCAGAAAACAAACGUGAAGAGAAGAAAAAGCCAGGGGUCAGCUCGGACAAUGAGGACGAUGACGACGAGGAAGAUGGGAAUUACCUGCACCCGUCUCUCUUCGCCUCCCAGAAGUGCAACCGCCUCGAGGAGCUGAUGAAGCCCUUGAAGGUGGUGGACCCAGAUCACCCGCUGGCAGCACUUGUCCGCAAAGCACAGGCUGACAGCUCCGCCCCCGCCGCCCAGACGGCAGACGGCGCGCCCGCACAGCCCUCCCAGGUGGAGUACACGGCAGACUCCGCGGUGGCAGCCAUGUAUUACAGCUACUAUAUGCUGCCAGACGGCACCUACUGCCUGGCACCUCCCCCUCCGGGCAUCGAUGUGGCCACUUACUACAGCACCCUUCCUGCUGGCGUGACCGUGUCCAGCUCCCCCGGGGUGACGACCACUGCCCCUCCACCUCCCGGGACCACACCACCGCCCCCACCAACCACGGCCAAAACAAGCAGUGGGGCCACCUCCACGACCACCACCACAAGUGCACUUGCCCCCACGGCCGCCAUCAUCCCCCCGCCCCCCGACGUCCAGCCUGUGAUCGACAAGCUGGCAGAGUACGUCGCCAGGAACGGCCUAAAAUUUGAGACCAGCGUUCGUGCCAAGAAUGAUCAAAGGUUCGAGUUCCUGCAGCCCUGGCACCAGUACAACGCCUACUACGAGUUUAAGAAGCAGUUCUUCCUGCAGAAGGAGGGGGGUGACAGCACACAGGCUGCGUCAGCGCCAGAGGAGGCUCCUGCAGACGCUGCUCCCGAGAAGCCAGAUGACGCCGGGGAGGGUGGCGUGCCGGAGGACGCGGCUGAGGCGGGAGGACGCGCAGGCGGGAAGAAGGAGGCGGCGUCCGGCAAGACCGCCCCGGACGGGAAGCUGGUGAAAGCUUCAUUUGCUCCAAUAAGCUUUGCAAUCAAGGCCAAAGAAAAUGAUCUACUUCCCCUGGAAAAAAAUCGUGUUAAGCUAGAUGAUGACAGUGAUGAUGAUGAAGAAAGCAAAGAAGGCCAAGAAAGUUCUAGUAGUGCUGCACACACUAACCCGGCAGUUGCCCCACCCUGUGUAGUUGUUGAGGAGAAGAAGCCUCAACUUACCCAGGAGGAGCUAGAAGCAAAGCAAGCAAAGCAAAAGCUGGAGGACCGCCUUGCAGCUGCUGCCCGGGAAAAGCUGGCCCAGGCGUCUAAGGAGUCGAAGGAGAAGCAGCUUCAAGCGGAACGUAAAAGGAAAGCAGCAUUAUUUUUACAGACCUUAAAAACUCCUCUGUCAGAAGCAGAAGUUGGGAAAGCUGAGGAGAGUGCUUUCAGCGUGGAGGAGGCCAGUGCCGGGCCCUGUCCUCUGCUGACUGGGGGCCGACCUCCGCCUGCUGUAGAAGUGAAACCACCCGAAAGGCCUUCAAGCAAAAGCAAAGAUCCACCAAGAGAAGAAGAGAAAGAAAAGAAAAAGAAAAAGCACAAAAAGAGAUCUCGAACAAGGUCGCGAUCUCCGAAGUACCACUCGUCAUCCAAGUCCAGAUCUCGGUCCCACUCAAAAGCAAAGCAUUCUCUGCCCAGUGCCUACCGCACGGUGCGGCGGUCUAGGUCCCGCUCCAGGUCCCCUCGGAGGAGAGCCCACUCCCCCGAGAGACGGAGGGAAGAAAGAAACGUCCCCACCGCCUACCGUGUGGGCAGCAGCCCCGGGGCCAGCCGGAAACGCACCCGCUCCAGACGCUUUCCUUCCAGAAGUCCCCAUGAGAAGAAGAAGAAGAGGCGGUCCCGGUCUCGGACCAAGUCCAAGGCCAGGUCCCAGUCGGUGUCCCCGAGCAAGCAGGCAGCACCCCGGCCUGCGGCCCCCGCGGCCCACUCGGCCAGCAUCUCUCCCGUGGAGAGCCGGGGCUCCAGCCAGGAGCGUUCCAGGGGCGUUUCUCAGGAAAAAGACGCUCAGAUCUCCUCGGCGAUCGUCUCCUCCGUGCAGAGCAAAAUAACUCAGGAUCUCAUGGCCAAAGUCAGGGCAAUGCUCGCAGCCUCCAAAAACCUGCAAACCAGUGCCUCCUGAGACCCCGCGCACCGAGGUCGGAGAUGGCAGAGCGCCGGCCGGAGCUUCCGCCCCGGGACUCCCGCGGACAGUCGGUGGCUUUUGUAAAUUAAUUUUUGAUGACAUUUUCAGUUUAAGAUUUUUGACCAGCAGUCUCUUACCUGUAUAUUUGUAAAUAAUAUCAUGUUUCUGUGAAAAUGUAUUAUCAAAUAAAAUGGGAGGAAAACACCUUUUCUAGCUA